Ochotona princeps (American pika) is the source of this 5277-nucleotide messenger RNA. It is a transcript of the gene NEURL4, whose product is annotated as neuralized E3 ubiquitin protein ligase 4. The coding region runs from base 162 to 4826 and encodes 1554 amino acids. The transcript is spliced from 29 exons. Lineage: Eukaryota; Metazoa; Chordata; Mammalia; Lagomorpha; Ochotonidae. The record is from RefSeq and is a predicted model, not a curated record. Gene Ontology annotation, molecular function: ubiquitin protein ligase activity.
GCUGUCGCCAGUUCCCUUAGCCCGAGGUGCUUCACUGCCCGGCUGUGCCGUAAAGCAUUCCUGGCCCCAGCCCCGGGCCGUAUUCCCUCAGGGUGUCUGUCUCCCGCGGUUGCCACGGUGCCGCCAAGCGCGGCUGUCGCGCGGCCCCGGUGUCAGCGGCGAUGGCGGCGGGGUCGGGUGGGAGCGGGGGCUCCGGGGGCGGCCCCGGGCCGGGGCCGGGCGGGGGUGGGGGCCCCGGCGGGAGCGGCCCGGGGCCGGGGUCCGGCGGGGCGGGUCUGGGCAGCGGCGGAGAGCUGCACCCGCGCACGGGGCGCCUGGUGAGCCUGUCGGCCUGUGGGCGAAUAGCGCGGCGACAGCAGCCGGGCCAGGAGUUUAACCACGGGCUGGUGUUGAGCCGAGAACCCCUGCGCGAUGGCCGCGUCUUCACCGUCCGCAUCGACCGCAAGGUCAACUCCUGGAGCGGCUCCAUUGAGAUUGGGGUGACAGCGCUGGACCCCAGUGUCCUGGACUUUCCAAGCAGCGCCACGGGACUAAAGGGGGGCUCAUGGGUGGUGUCGGGCUGCUCGGUGCUGAGGGACGGACGCUCAGUGCUGGAGGAGUACGGCCAGGACCUGGACCAGCUUGGCGAGGGGGACCGCGUGGGCGUGGAGCGCACAUCCGCUGGGGAACUGCGGCUCUGGGUGAAUGGCCGGGACUGUGGCGUGGCCGCCACGGGCCUGCCUGCCCGGGUCUGGGCUGUCGUGGACCUCUAUGGCAAGUGCACCCAGAUCACUGUGCUGCCCCCGGAGCCAGGCUUCUGUCCCCCAGUGCCCCCGCCCACCCCUCCACUCGAGCCAUCGGCUGAACAGGGGACUUCCGGGGAAGAAGCCUUCAUGGUAUCUCCAGCACAGGCCCGGCCGGAGACGUUUCCUAACAGCCUUGACUCGCACAAUGAUUUGGCCAGCAUGGAGCUGUCGGAGGUGGUGAGUAACACCAUCCUGUCUGCCUACGAUGGGGGGCUCCUGAACGUGAGCCUGAGCUCCCCGCCGGCCGGGGAUGGGCCGGCAGCCAGCGCUGCUGCCACCUCACCUGUGCUCACCUCCAACGACGCCCUGCUCUUCCACGAGAAAUGUGGCACCCUCAUCAAACUCAGCAACAACAACAAGACGGCAGAGCGGCGGCGGCCCCUGGAUGAGUUCAACAAUGGUGUCGUCAUGACCAACCGUCCACUGCGGGACAAUGAAAUGUUUGAGAUCCGCAUCGACAAGCUUGUGGACAAGUGGUCAGGAUCCAUCGAGAUCGGGGUGACCACGCACAAUCCCAACAGUCUGGAGUACCCAGCCACCAUGACCAACCUCCAGUCAGGCACCAUCAUGAUGAGCGGCUGUGGGAUCCUGACCAAUGGCAAGGGCACACGGCGCGAGUACUGUGAGUUCAGCCUGGAUGAGCUGCAGGAGGGUGACCACAUCGGCCUCACAAGAAAGUCCAACUCUGCCCUGCACUUCUUCAUCAAUGGCAUUGACCAGGGUGUGGCCACCCCCCUAACACCCCCAGUGGUGUACGGGGUGGUGGACUUGUACGGGAUGGCAGUGAAGGUGACCAUCGUCCACAAUAACAACCACAGCGACCGUCUGCGCCGCAACAAUGCCAUCCUGCGGGCACUGUCCCCUGAGGGCGCCCUCCGGCGAGCUGCCCCUGCAACCCAGGCGGAACCCGAGCGCCUGCUCUUCCACCCCAACUGCGGACAGAAGGCCGCCAUCACCCACGAGGGACGCACGGCCCUGAGACCCCAUGCCACUGAUGACUUUAACCACGGCGUGGUGCUGAGCAGCCGAGCCCUGCGGGACGGGGAGGUGUUCCAGGUACGCAUUGACAAGAUGGUGGACAAGUGGGCUGGCUCCAUCGAGAUCGGCGUCACCACACACAACCCUGCCUACCUCCAGUUACCCUCCACCAUGACCAACCUGCGCUCUGGGACCUGGAUGAUGACUGGCAACGGCGUGAUGCACAAUGGGACAACUAUCCUGGACGAGUACGGGCACAACCUGGACCGCCUCAAGGCAGGGGACACGGUGGGCGUGGUGCGGCGUGAGGACGGGACCCUCCACUUCUUUGUCAACGGGAUGACGCAAGGCCCCGCUGCCUGGAACGUGCCUCCUGGGGUCUAUGCCGUCGUUGAUCUCUAUGGCCAGGCGGCCCAAGCCACCAUCGUGGAUGACGUGGAGGUGCCUCCAGUAUCUGAGCCCCUCCCGGAGGGGAACAACCAGGUGUCUCCAGGCUCCCCAUCCUCCGGGGCUGGGGGCUCUGACCUGCGCUUUCACCAGCUGCACGGCAGUAAUGCGGUCAUCACCAACGGGGGCCGCACUGCGCUCCGCCACAACUGCCGCAGCGAGUUCAAUGAUGCCAUCGUCAUUUCCAACCGGGCCCUGCGGGAUGGAGAGCUCUUUGAGAUUGUGAUUCAGAAGAUGGUGGACCGCUGGUCAGGCUCCAUCGAGGCUGGAGUGACUGCUAUCCGACCAGAAGACCUGGAGUUCCCCAACACCAUGACUGACAUCGACUAUGACACGUGGAUGCUGAGCGGCACUGCCAUCAUGCAGGACGGUAACACGAUGCGCAACAAUUACGGCUGCGACCUGGACGCACUGGGCACAGGCGCGCGCAUUGGCAUGAUGCGCACGGCCAAGGGCGACCUGCACUACUUCAUCAACGGCCAGGACCAGGGUGCCGCCUGCUCAGGCUUGCCUCCGGGUAAAGAGGUGUAUGCCGUUGUGGACCUGUACGGCCAGUGUGUCCAAGUGUCCAUCACCAACGCCACCGGCCCUGUGGACAACAGCCUGACGACCAGCAACACAGCCACCGAGAAGUCAUUCCCCCUGCACUCCCCAGUGGCCGGUGUGGCUCACCGAUUCCAUAGUACCUGCGGCAAAAAUGUCACCCUGGAAGAGGAUGGGACGAGGGCAGUGCGUGCGGCUGGCUAUGCCCACGGCCUCGUCUUCAGCACCAAGGAGCUCAGGACUGAGGAAGUCUUUGAGGUCAAAGUGGAAGAGCUGGACGAGAAGUGGGCAGGGUCCCUCCGACUGGGGCUGACCACACUCGCCCCGGGGGAAAUGGGGUCUGGAGCAGGUGGUGGCCCAGGACUGCCUCCUUCCUUGCCAGAGCUCCGGACAAAAACCACCUGGAUGGUAUCCAGCUGCGAAGUGAGGCGUGACGGGCAACUGCAGAGGAUGAACUAUGGACGGAACCUGGAGAGGCUGGGGGUGGGCAGCCGGGUGGGCAUUCGCCGGGGGGCUGACGACACAAUGCACAUCCUGGUGGAUGGAGAAGAUCUGGGACCCGCAGCCACUGGUAUUGCCAAGAACGUGUGGGCUGUGUUGGACCUUUACGGGCCAGUACGCUGCGUCUCCAUCGUCAGUUCCACCCGGCUGGAGGAGCCAGAAAGCACCCAGACUCCUUCCCCUAGCUUGGACACUGGCAGUGAGGGCGAGGAGGAGGAUGAGGGCGAGGAGCGAGGCUCUGGAGGCCAGGAUCAAGUGGAUGUUGUGCCCACAGCACUCGAGUUCCUGGAGAACCAUGGCAAGAACAUCCUCCUAUCCAAUGGGAAUCGGACAGCCACACGUGUGGCCAGCUACAAUCAGGGCAUCGUCGUCAUCAGCCAGCCCCUCGUUCCCCAGCUUCUGGUCCAGGUGCGGAUAGACUUCCUGAACAGGCAGUGGACAUCUUCUCUUGUCCUGGGUGUCAUCACCUGCCCCCCUGAGCGACUCAACUUCCCUGCGUCUGCCUGCGCCUUCAAACGGGCCGCCUGGCUGCUGCGCGGUCGUGGCGUCUUCCACAAUGGGCUCAAGAUCUGUGAGAAGUUUGGGCCCAACCUGGACACAUGUCCUGAAGGCACCAUCCUGGGCCUGCGGCUGGACAGCUCUGGAGGGCUGCACCUACAUGUCAAUGGGGUGGACCACGGUGUGGCGGUGCCAGAUGUGCCCCAGCCUUGUCAUGCGCUGGUGGACCUUUACGGGCAGUGUGAGCAGGUGACAAUCGUCAGCCCAGAGCCAGGGGUUGCCAGUGGGAAAAGUGCUGGCACCCAAGGGGACAUGGAGAAAGCCGACAUGGUCGAUGGGAUCAAGGAGAGUGUGUGCUGGGGUCCCCCACCCACUGCGAACCCCCUAAAGAGCUGCGAGUACCACGCCCUUUGUUCCCGCUUCCAAGAGCUGCUGCUGCUUCCCGAGGACUAUUUCAUGCCUCCACCCAAGCGUAGCCUGUGCUACUGUGAGUCCUGCCGGAAGCUUCGAGGAGACGAGGCCCACAGGCGCAGAGGGGAGCCCCCAAGGGAGUAUGCCCUGCCCUUGGGCUGGUGCAGGUUCAACCUCAGGGUGAAUCCCCGCCUGGAGGCCGGAACACUAACCAAGAAGUGGCACAUGGCGUACCAUGGGAGCAGUGUGGCAGCUGUGCGGAGGGUGCUGGACCGUGGGGAGCUGGGAGCAGGCGCCGCCUCCAUCCUGAGCUGCCGGCCCUUGAAGGGGGAGCCCGGAGGAGGGUUUGAAGAGCCUGGUGAGAACUGCGCGCCACCCCGGGAGGAGCAGCCGCCCCCAGUGUUGCUGUCCCCAUCCCUUCAGUAUGCUGGGGCCGAGACCCUGGCCUCCAAAGUGCAAUUCCGGGACCCCAAAUCUCAAAGGACACACCAGGCUCAGGUGGCCUUCCAGGUGUGUGUGCGCCCUGGCUCCUACACCCCAGGCCCCGCGUCUGCAGCUCUCCGGGACCCGCCGGACCCCCACUUGGGCACAGCCGAGCUGGAGUGGGUCACUAAGGAGAAGGGGGCCAUCCUCCUCUACGCCCUGCUGGUACGGGUGGAGUGAGGGGCCACGCGCAGCCGCCACAAGCACAGACGGGGCUCGGCCCACCGGCGGACUCAGCGGCCACAGCCUCCACCUCAUUCCAGCGACUCCCGGCAUGCACGGUGCUCAGUGUUGGCAGGUGCGCAGGAGCCGCAGUGUAGACGGGUUCAGAGCGGCGGUGGAGUCCAGCUCGGGGCCCGGGUCCGGGAGCUCCUGUUCAUGCACUGAUCCGGGGAACACGUCUCCCUGUUCACUCCCCUCUCCCGUAUCACUUAAUUUAUUUCCGUUUUUGUUUCUAGUUACUGUGAAUCCCGGGGGUCUCCCCACCUCCUUCUCCCCCGUGUCCACACGAUGCUGCUUUUCCGGGGGCCAGCGGGUGGGCGUGGGCCGGGCGGGCGCGAGGCCGACGGGGCCCGGUGUACAGUUGUUACCGACUGAUUUCUAAAGAGCCAACAAUAAACGCCCUCUCCUA